Messenger RNA from Xylona heveae TC161, 1910 nucleotides. RefSeq lists its product as hypothetical. Gene Ontology annotation, biological process: regulation of transcription by RNA polymerase II. Gene Ontology annotation, molecular function: zinc ion binding; DNA-binding transcription factor activity, RNA polymerase II-specific. The transcript is spliced from 2 exons. Bases 297 to 1706 code for a protein of 469 amino acids. The record is from RefSeq and is a predicted model, not a curated record. Lineage: Eukaryota; Fungi; Ascomycota; Xylonomycetes; Xylonales; Xylonaceae.
AAAAAAGAAAAUAAAGAUAACUUUACCGCGCACGAUCUGUCUAUGCAUUUAACCUUACCUUCCGAUCGCCGGGGCUUGAAGAGGUUAUUUCCUGUCAUGCAUUGCGCCCGGCUGUCAGCAGACUGACUCAUCACGACGGUAUUGGCUGACGAGUCUGCCAAAGAAAAGAAGUACCGUGUGUACCUUUUGGGGUCUUUGUGUACAUUGUUAUGCCGAUCUGGCUCUGGCCUUGACGACAAGAACCUAUCAAGAAAAGCGGUAUCGUCGUGGACGGUAAAGAGCUGAGGAGAGGAAUCAUGAGCACGCUAUCAAGAAGAUCGCAUCGCAAGACACGAACCGGUUGUGUGCAAUGCAAGAAGCGCAGAAUAAAAUGCGACGAAACUAAACCACGGUGUCAAAAAUGCACCAACCACUCUAUCCAAUGCACCUAUCUCUCCUCCACAAUAUCAUCAUCCUCACCAGGAGGAAAUGGGUCUCCUUCCUCAGAGACUCCUCCCACUCCCUUUCUGGCUCCUGAGCGACACCCUCCCAUCACUUCCGAACAGCCUCCCACAACGCCAUCUCCGCCCCUUCUCAUACCCAGUACCUCUUCAUCCCAAGUGCAAGACGCCACCACCACCACCAAUAUCAACACCAACAACAACAUCGAGGACCCAUUUCUCGGCCUCAACAUGGCAGACCUCGAGCUCCUGCACCACUUCAGCGUAUCCACAUGCUACACCAUCUCGCGCAAGCCGGAACUCGUCACUCUCUGGCGGGUUACUAUCCCGCAACUCGCCUUCUCGCAGCCCUUUCUCAUGCGCGGACUCCUCGCCAUAUCGGCCUUACAUCUCGCCCGCCUCCGCCCAAGCAGAUCCGAGACCUACCUCUCGCAGGCCGCGCUGCACCAAGACUCCGCUCUGCGCGCUGCCCGACGCGCCAUGUCGCGCGUGACGCAGGACAACUGCAACGCCUUACUCGCCUUCUCCAUCUUGGUCGUCAUGUUCGCCUUCGCUCGGCCCCGCGAACCGGACAGUCUUAUCCUGAUUGGCUCCAUGGAGCACGGCACGGCCGAGUGGCUGCUGCUUCUGCGCGGGGUGCAUUCGAUCCUUUUGUCCGCGUGGGAGCAUUUGGAGAAUGGCGUACUGAGCGCCUUGUUUCGCGUUACGGCGUAUUUUCCCAAUCGUCAUGACGAACAUGGCAACGGCGGACUACCGUCUACUUCAGCUUCGGCGUCAGUGUCAGCGCCAGCGCCAGGACUGGCGCAAGCAGCGCACUGGACGCCGGAACUAGAUCCCCUGGCAGAACUGCUGGACCUAGUGAAAGCGGAGCAGGAAGGAGAAGAAGAGGAAGAAGAAGGCCCAGAGGAAAAAGAAGAAAAAGAAAGGCAAUUCCAAGUCUACGCGCACACGAUCGAAGAGCUGGGCAAAGUGUUUUCCCUCAUGCAUGAUAGCCACACGAGCAUGUCGGAUAUCAUGCGCACGUUCAUCUGGCCGAAUCGCAUCCCGCAGGGGUACAUUUCGCUUCUCAGUGCGAGGAAGCAGCAGGCAUUGGCAAUCUUCGCGUAUUAUUGCGUCCCGCUGAAGAAUUUGGAACUCUACUGGUGGAUGGAAGGGUGGAGUACACACCUCCUCUCGACGAUUUAUCGGCUGCUGGAUGAGAGACAUAGGUUGUGGAUACGAUGGCCGAUGGAGCAGGUCGGGUGGGAGCCCGAACGGCAGAUCUAGAACAUGGGCCAAUAAAAAAAAGGGUGGGAAGAGCAGGGCGUUUCAAAGGGAGUUUUGGUAUACGGCGGAGUAUGGCGUUUAUUGAUCUUUUCUAGCCUAGGUACGCGUGUGCACUGUUCUAAAUCUAUGUGUACAUAUCUGCUGUAUUCUAUGUGCUAUUAUGACUCGAAAAGUCGAAUAUAUUGUCGAUAUCCUCUGCUGACG